UUUAAAAAAUGGCAGACAUCGGCAAGCAUCUUGACGAAACCGUUCGGGAUCAGUGGGAAAGCCCGGUACAAUGGGACGCCAGGAAGAAGUUCAUCCUUCACAACUGGGACCAACAUCCAGAGGACCAGCUGGUGUGUCUGUCGAACGUCUGGGCCAAUAUGGAGUUCUUUGGAUGCAGAUACAACCCUGUAGUAGAACAGAGAGUAAAGGAAAUGGCAGCAGGCAUGCCGGAGUUCCAGAAACCAGAACUCCCUCAGUCAACAGCAGACCAAGAGGACAACAAGAAGAGGAAGGAGCCCAUAGUAAGAGGUGGUAAAAGAGACCUGAAAACCCUAAGUGACCCUCCUCACAGAACACUGAAGCACAUCGACUUGAAGAAGAUGAUCAGCUUCACAUCUGGUGGGGUGCUUGGGGGGGAGGGAAGGAAGACAGAAGAGCAGCCACCGAUGAAACAAGAGACAGAGAGCGAGUCAUUUGAGGCAUCUACAUUUUCUGUUCAGCCAAGCACAUCUUCCAGUCCUUCAAUGUUAGGUAGAAAUGAAGUUCAGCAAGAAAGCAGUGUUGCUAGUGAUGCAAAAAACAGCACAGUUUCUACAUCCAAACCAUCACCGUUCUUCAAGCCUAAUACACUCUCCAUAGAUAUGAAUAUGAAUGAACAACCUUCCAUUUUGCUCGAGAAUUGUGUCCAGAGGUCCCUUCUGGUAAAGAAGAAACGCUUCUUUAGUGGUUUGAGUGAAACUGUCCGCAGUAGGUUUGCAGAAAUGAGUGGAGUCACUAAGAAAAAUGUCGGUGAAUUCACACAGUAUCUUCAGCAGUGUAGAUUGAACCCCUUGCACAAGAUAGUCGAGGUGACCAGUUCCUCCACAUUUGUGUUAGAAACAGACAGGGCAGAGUUCCCAGGUUUCAGAGUGCCAGGGUUUGCUUGCGACCUGUAUAUUGAAGGUGUGUAUUUAGCAAGAGGAUACGGAAGGUCCAAAGCUCUGGCUAGAAAAUAUGCAGUCAUGAACGCAUUGGAGAGGCUGAGAGAUUAUAGUACAGUAGGGGUUUCCACAAGGAGCAACUCAGAAACUGGUAAACUUAUAGAGGAGUUUGUCAUUGAUACUGGUGAGCAGGUACCACUACAUCCUACCCUUUCUGCAGACAGUUUACCCCUGCAUAAGCCAAAAACCAAGGGAGCUAGGGAGGAGGGACCGAUAAAAGAAACGAACAUCGGUAAGCAGAUGCUUCGCAAAAUGGGCUGGUCCGGUGGGGGGAUUGGAAAGGUGGGUCGGGAGGGCAUCGCAGAACCAAUCAAAGUGGAGGUUAAUAUGGAGAGGCGUGCUGGUCUGGGAUACAGAAAGGGUAAGGCUGGGGCAAAAACCAGUACAGUCAAGGAAGCGGAAGCAGUAGAGAGGCUGAGUAGGGGUUGCCAUCGCUCAGUAGGGGUUACCACAAGGAGUGACUCAGAAAGAAGUAAACUUAUAGAGGAGUUUGUCAUUGAAACUGGUAAGCAGGUAGCCCCUACCCUUCCUGGAGACAGUUUGCAGGGGCCAGCUAAUACUUCAAGCUCUCCACAGAAGCCAAGAACCAAAAAGAGGGACAAGAAACCAAAAUUUGAUGAUAGCAAGAGUCUCUCUGAUUUUGUCAUUUAUGAGAAAGCAGAAAGUGCCAUCGGUAUCUUGAGCAUCUCGGCUCCAUUUAAUAGGAUGAAGGUUAACUUCAAGGUUAAUAAUAACAGGAGAAAUGGGGUAGCCAUGUACCAAUGUGCUGUGAGCAUUAACCAGAUGAUUGUAGCAGAUGCGUGGUCCAAUACUUCCAAGGGGUUAAAGCACCUGGCGGCAGAAGCGGCACUGUCCAAACUUCGACAAACUAAUCCUGUAGUGAAGCCUAAAAAGCCAGAGCUGACUGAAGACGCUCUGACAAGAGCAGAGGUGUUAGGUACCAAGGAGGCAGGGGAGGGACAGACUAAAGAAACAAACAUCUCUCUGGGCACUGCCACUGAUAUAGCAGAAAAACAGCUGAUUACAACAAAGGAAGCACACCAAUUCAUCUUGAAUUACAUCCAAUCUGGGAGGGAAGAAGACCAGGUGUUCUCUCCUGAGUUAACGCCAGGCGAGCGGGCGGCCAUCCACCAGAAGGCCAGUCAGUUCUACCUACAAACUAAGCAGUACGGGGUGGGGCAGAACAGGUACCUGGUCAUCGGCAGGAAGAGAAGUGCUCAAGAUGUGAUGGCACUGGCUCAGUUCAGACCAGGGCAGUAUGGCACAGUAGUGGUUGGGGAUGGAAAAUAUGAGGUCACCUUGCCACAAAAUGGCAGUUGGCAGUAGAUCUAAUGUGAUGAAAAAAAAAAAAAAACUACCCUAUGAUUUAUUAUGAGACAGUUCCUAGGUACUGUACAAUGUCAAUGACUAGAACUACAUUUGUUAGUGUCACAUAAUUUGAAAAUGUACAAAUGGUAAGAAAAAAUGCAAUACAGAAAAUUCAGGGAGAGUCCCUCUGACGUUUAUUAAAUAUAAUAUAUACUAUUAGGUUACAGGUCCAUGUCUGGCCAGUGAGUGUCCGUGGAGAAAAAUAUUCAAUUAUCUUUAUGAGAUGAGAUCUAUCUUAUGAUGCCACCUGUUACAUUGGAUCUUCUAUUUUUGUCUUGGAAUCUUCAUAUUGCCAUUAAACACUUUAUACAACCA
Messenger RNA from Branchiostoma floridae (Florida lancelet), 2663 nucleotides. RefSeq lists its product as uncharacterized. The record is from RefSeq and is a predicted model, not a curated record. Gene Ontology annotation, molecular function: nucleic acid binding. The coding region runs from base 9 to 2306 and encodes 765 amino acids. The transcript has 4 exons. Lineage: Eukaryota; Metazoa; Chordata; Leptocardii; Amphioxiformes; Branchiostomatidae.